AUGCGGUCGGCGAGCAGUGCACCGCCACCUGACCGUCAAAGCCAUUGGCCGGUCACCGCCACACGGACCCACUGCAGCGCCUCCUCCACACUGCCCCAUGACGACGUUCCUCGGACGUCUCUCGACGCAGCGACCGACUCGACGGCCCAUCGCGCGCGUCGCGAGUCGCUCUGCCUGCCAACCGACGCGAGGGACAGCUCGAGCGACGCGCACGACGUUCGCGCCAACCGGUGGACGACGUCCGCCACGUCCACGAAGAGCGUCACGUGGUCCACGAUCACUGUCCACGAGUUCGGCGUCGGCGUGGGCGGCAGUGCCAUUGCCACGAAGGGCGGACCGCCCAUUGGCCUCGCCGAGACGCCCGAGUUCACGUGGACGACGAACGUGGGCGAGAUGGCCGAGUGCAGUGAGGGCGUGCACCGCUUCUCGCCCAGCCAGCGCACGCGCUUGCUCCAGGCCGCCGGUGUCCCGGACGACCUCAUCACGCGGCACGCGCGCGAGGCGAAUAUCAUCCUGAGCUCGCGGCGCCGGUCCAAGAAGAUGUGCUGCGACGAGAGGACAGGGCUCGAGGCUGAGCAGGAGCGAGGAGACAAGGAGACGUCUCGUGAGCGUUUGGUCUGUAAGCGCGGCGCAGAACAGGCGGGACUGGAGUACCCGUGUGCUGUGUACCUGCAGCGGCCACGCAUGAUCCCCGUCAACUACGCGUAG
Molecule: messenger RNA, 708 nt
Organism: Hyaloperonospora brassicae
Lineage: Eukaryota; Oomycota; Peronosporomycetes; Peronosporales; Peronosporaceae
Source: the annotation of a GenBank genome assembly